This is a messenger RNA of Amoebophrya sp. A25, 744 nucleotides long. The record is from the annotation of a GenBank genome assembly. Lineage: Eukaryota; Dinophyceae; Syndiniales; Amoebophryaceae.
AUGCGCAAGCGUGCGGGCGCCAGCGAGGCGCUGCUCGACCUAUUGAAGCUCACUGGGCUCAAGAACAUCAAGCGGCAGUUUUUAAAGCUAAAGGACAAGAUGGCCCUGGACGAAGAACGAGGGCUCGACUUUAAGAAACAGCUGUUUAACAUGCGCUUCGACGGUAAUCCUGGUACUGGGAAGACCACGGUUGCCCGCUUGUACGCAAAAUUUCUAAAGGAGCGCGGCGUGUUGGAGGAAGAUAACGUGGAGGAGACCAGUGGCGCCAAGCUCGUGAAUGGAGGCACUGCUGAAAUUAAGAAGAUUUUGGAGGAAAAGUUGAAAGAUGGUGGCGUACUCUUCGUUGACGAGGCUUAUCAAUUGAACCCGAAGACGAAUCCUUUGGGAGCUCAAGUUUUGGACUUUUUGUUGCCGGAAAUGGAGAACCGCCGUGACAGCCUUGUCGUGAUCGUAGCCGGUUACCGCAAGCCCAUGGACGACCUGUUUGCCCACAACGAAGGUCUUCCGUCGCGGUUUCCGCACCACUUCACGUUUGAAGAUUACAACGACGCGGAACUAGAGAAGAUCUUUCUGGGCAUGGUUGCCAAAGAGUCCUUCGAGUUUGAGGACACCAAGCAUAUCCGCAUCGCGGCACGGCGCCUAGGCCGCCAGCGCGGCCAGACGGGCUUCAGCAAUGCCAGGGCCGUGCGGAACAUGUGGGACAAGUGUAAGGAGAGCCAGGCGGAACGCAUCAUCGAGGAUCGG